AUGGCCUGUAUGUGGUGCUUUCGUUCUCCCACUGACCGUCGCCAUUGUGUCGCCAUCGAUCAGGUCACUAGUAGUCACGAGGAGCAACAGCCGGAUUCACAACCAUAUAUGGUCAUGUCAUUCGGAUAUUGAUGGGCAUUUAAACGAGACUUAACCGAUGAACGACACGUCGAAUUCUGAGGCCUCAGGCAGAAACGGUAUGCGACGUCGUGGAGCCAUGGUAACAUGAUACGACAUAGAUAGCAAUGACCGUCGAUGCGCAAGGGCUGUAACUGCUCGAACGUCGACGCGCAAUGUGCCCAUGAGCUUGCCAGGCUGAAAUGGCCGGUCGCGCAGCCGAUACCGCUUCCAUCUUUUCGCAGUCCUCAAGCCGGCCGACUACCUUCCAGUCUCGCGCAGGCCUUCAGACCUACACUCUUGACACCUUCUCCUCUAAAGACUUCAUUGUUAAGGAUUUCGUCGAGACGCUCUCUGAGUCCGCUGUUCCCAUCAGACGCAGCACUCAGACAGGCGCAACCCAGCCUGCGUCGCACGCAUUCGAUCCUAAGCCAUUAAUUCGUACAUUCGAGCACGCCUUAUCCCGCCUAAAGGUUCUGUCAGAGGAGCUCGAGACACGGGAGAAUGAGCUGGGCGGCUCGGUGCGGAGGGCUGAGGCACAGCACAACGCCAACAUCAGAUCGAGAGAGCAGGAACUAGAAAGAGCCGUUGAAGCAUUCCACAAGCUCGAGAGAACGCUCGAUGGAGACGCAGAUAUCGGCGGCAACGCCGCCAUGCAGAUAGGCGAACGGCUGGAAGAGUUGGAUCGGCAACGACAGCGCGCGCAGGAUGCGAAGUUCAUCCUGCAAUGCUGGCUUGAGGUCAGUGAGCGGGGCGAUCUCUCAGCGCUGGAUGACGUGAGGCGGAUGGGUGGUGGUGAAGGCAAGGUGAGGUGUGCACAUAUCGCGCGACAGCUUCUGAAGAUCUCGCAACGACUAGAUCUAGUAGCCAACGGCACGCCCAAAACGAAUGGGGUGCACUUUGCGAACGGUGUCAAUGGUGAUACGGACGGCACAGACUCGCCAAGCGGUAGUCUGCGCAACCGGACACGAGACGGGCAGCAGCCGCGUGAGCUCAUUGAGAAGUUUCUUGAGAUGCUCGAGAAGGACCUGCUCAGGUCUUUCGACGACUUCUACCGGAGACAGAACUUCGAAGGCAUGCGUGAGUGCGCAUUAGCAUUGCGCGACUUCGGCGACGGCUCUUCAGUUAUCUCGUUGUUCGUAAAUCAGCAUCAGUUCUUCAUUGACCGGGCACAGCUUGUCACCGAGGACCUGGUGACAGAUACAGACACCUUGGAUCGCUUGGCUGACCCGGACACAGACCCCCCAGGCGUCGAGCCCAGCUUGCAGAGCCUGAUUGAUGAAGUUAAGAUUGUCUGUCAGGAAGAGAGCUUCAUCAUCAAGCGCGCCUUCCCGUACUACGAAGAGGUGUUGGCGCGCUUCGUUCAACGCGUCUUCCAACAAUCAAUCCAACAACGGCUUGAGAUGGUACUAAACAAAGCCGACUCUAUCUCAUCGUUAGCGUUUCUGCGGUCGCUGCAGGCCAGCAGAUCGUACAUUGCUUCUCUAGUGGAGGAUCUCAAAGCGCAUGGUCUAACCGAGCACCCAGAUCCAGCGAGCAGCGCCACAGCUGCGGUGCUUGAUCAACAGCUUGACGAACUCUUCAUACCAUACUUCACUGGCUCAUCCUAUAUUGAGCGUGAGAAGCAAAACCUAAGCGAACUUUUCGAGGGCCUCCUAUUCAAAUACACGAUCUACCAUUCGCGAAGGCGGAAGAUGCAGCCAUCUACCUAUCUUGGUCAGUUAGCUGCUCGAGGCAAUGAGUACUUGAGCAAUGCGCGCGAAGCGUACUUACAACGUCUCAACACGGCGGAAUUGCCCGCAAGCCAGAAAGCGAUGCUGCUGCGCAUCGCGGGCUUAGGUGACAAGGAGCACCCUACUUCGUCUGAUCAGCCAAAACAGCUCGAUGUCACGGAUGAGGAUGGUCAGCUCAGCCUACCCUUCACGAAGCGCAUGCUUAAGUGGCUGGCAGAAGGCGUAGGUCGUGGCUUGGAGUUGGCCGGUGGCGGCAAUGAGACGCCAAGAGAGAUUCGAGAGCUACUCCAUCUACUGAUCAGUCAUGUUGGCGAGAUAUAUCUAGAAACGGCGCUUGAUGCGAUCACCGAGACAGCAACCACUGUGGAGAGUUCUCGGUCAACAGAGCCCGACCUCAGUUUCAUCGCCGAUCUGCGACCGACCAUCAGUGUGCUGCACCUUAUGCUUACAACCAUACAGUUGCUGCUGUUGCCAUUGGCGUCAGGGAAUCUAACAAUCAGGCGUGACUUGGACAAACAAACCAACAACUUUGUGGAGCAUAUGGAAGGGAAGAUUGAUCUGAUCUUGCAAAAGGUCAUCGACAGCGCGCUAGCCUGGACGUCUCGGUUAUUGUCUCAGCAGAAGAAGACUGACUUCAGGCCACGUGACGACACUAACUUGCAACUCGAUCACCUGCAGACGCCGACCUGUCAAGCAAUCUCAGCGUUCUUGUCUCGUCUGCACUCCCGUGCUGCGGCUGCAUUAUCAGGUCGAGUCCUCGAAUCCUUCUGCUUGGAGCUGGCUGUCGGCCUCCGAGGGCUACUGCUCGUACAUUUCAAGGCUUACCCAGUGUCUCUCACUGGCGCACUGGUUGUUUCGAAAGACAUCACGAAGUACAUCGAAAUGCUGCGAUCGUGGGAGCUUCCCAGCAGCUUCGAUCCUAGUCUAGAGGUUCUGACUGAGGUGGCGAACCUCUUCGUCAUCAGUCCUGAAGCGCUUAGAGAUCGCUUGAGGAACUUUGGCGUAGGACUGCAGGGAGUGGAUAAGGGAGACCUACGGCCGUAUGUGCUAAGGAGGGAAGAUAGCGGGACCGUUGGCGUCCAAGCAGCCUUGAACGCGAUGUAAGAUGGUUACAUCGUGUAUGAGUAUCGAGCAUCAGCAUGCUGGUGAGCAUGCGCCGUAACCGAAACGAAUGUCGUGAAUUGUUACUUGCCCGUACUUCGCAUGUUGAGUUGCUACGCGUUGGCUGUAAGCUUCAUGUGAGCGCAAGCGUCGCUGGAAUCGAAUCUUCCGCUCCUUAUGUAGCGCACUAUCGGCGUCGACGCCAUGGACC
Baudoinia panamericana UAMH 10762 is the source of this 3162-nucleotide messenger RNA. RefSeq lists its product as uncharacterized. The record is from RefSeq and is a predicted model, not a curated record. Gene Ontology annotation, biological process: exocytosis; Golgi to plasma membrane transport. The coding region runs from base 321 to 2954 and encodes 877 amino acids. The transcript has a single exon. NCBI's taxonomy places the organism in Eukaryota, Fungi, Ascomycota, Dothideomycetes, Mycosphaerellales, Teratosphaeriaceae. Gene Ontology annotation, cellular component: cytoplasm; exocyst.